This is a messenger RNA of Tripterygium wilfordii, 1401 nucleotides long. RefSeq lists its product as uncharacterized. NCBI's taxonomy places the organism in Eukaryota, Viridiplantae, Streptophyta, Magnoliopsida, Celastrales, Celastraceae. Gene Ontology annotation, cellular component: cytoplasm. Gene Ontology annotation, molecular function: nucleotide binding; oxidoreductase activity. The record is from RefSeq and is a predicted model, not a curated record. The transcript is spliced from 12 exons. The coding region runs from base 143 to 1222 and encodes 359 amino acids. Gene Ontology annotation, biological process: NADPH regeneration.
AUUGAAUUUUCAUUUACUCAACGGCAGUUUCUCAAUUCCCACAUAGAUCCAUCCAACUUACACCACCAAAUCUUCACAUCAAAUCAUCAAUAUACACUUCACAGAGCAGAUUGGUGCGGGUUCAGUAUUUAACGAACUAGCAAUGGCGGAACGACCACAAAUCGCGAUUCUUGGCGCUGGCAUCUUCGUGAAAACACAAUAUAUUCCCAGACUCACUGAGAUCUCCGAUCUCUUCGUUCUCAAAGCUAUUUGGAGCCGCACUGAGGAAUCUGCAAGGAAUGCGGUUGAGGUAGCGCGGAAGCAUUUCCCUGGAGUGGAUUGUAAAUGGGGAGACAGGGGCCUUGAAGAGAUCAUCCAAGAUCCUGCUAUUCUCGGCGUUGCUGUAGUUCUUGCUGCACAAACUCAGGUCGAUUUCUCGCUGAAGCUGCUGAAGGCUGGAAAGCAUGUCAUUCAAGAGAAACCAGCUGCAGUUUCUACAAUUGAGGCAGAGACCGCGUUAUCUCGCUACAAGUCUUUUUGUGCCAAUUCCCCUGGUCAUCCGAUUUGGGCUGUUGCAGAGAAUUAUAGAUUUGAACCUGCUUUUGCAGAGUGUAAGAAGCUGAUGCCUAGCAUUGGUGAUAUGAUGAAUGUCCAAGUUAUUGUCGAAGGAUCUAUGAAUAGUGCAAAUCCUUACUUCUCAAGCUCUUGGCGGCGUGAUUUCACCGGGGGUUUCAUUCUGGAUAUGGGGGUUCAUUUCAUUGCAGGGUUGAGAAUGCUUGUUGGAUGUGAAGUGGUCUCAGUAUCUGCUUUGACCUCGCAUGUUGAUGUUACUUUACCUCCACCUGAUAACAUAUCUGCUAACUUUCAAUUAGAUAAUGGAUGUUCUGGAGUUUUCACAAUGGUUGUAUCCUCAAGAUCACCCAAGAUAUACUGGCGAGUUGUUGGCUUAAAGGGGACAUUGCAAAUUGAGCGUGGAAACCAAGAUGGGCAACAUGGUUACCUGGUAUCAUUUUAUGGUGCUGAUGGUAACUGCAAAAGCUUCUUUUAUGGAUUCAGUGGGGUGACGGAAGAACUGAAAACUUUUGUACAUGAUAUUUCAGGGGUUGCCCUUAAGAAGGGGAGUGGCUAUGAAACAGAGCCUCGCAGCUCUUUUGUGGAAGCUGCCAGAGAUGUUGCUGUCUUGGAGGCGAUGCUUAUAUCUGGAACGAAGAAUGGUGCCCUAGUACAGGUGAAACAAUUUUAGGUGGAUGACCAAAUCUAUCAUACUACUAGAUUUUAGCAUCUAGGUAUUGUUCUUCGUAUUUUAUGAUAUCCAAUUAUUUUAUUUUCAGUAAUUAACUUUGAAUUUUACCGUUGACAGAGUAAGAAACUGUUAUCUUACCAAAAUAACUAAACUAUGCCCAAUAAAAUCCAUGUUUAUCC